AUGUUGCUUCCUUCCCGUGUUUCUUUAAGACGUGCUGUACAUCCUGCAUUGAUUCGAGCUGCUAGCUCUUCGACCGGGCGAUACAAUGGUCUUGCGGACAUUCUCGAAAAGCGACCUGACGAUGUUGUCAUUACGUUUGCGAAACGUACAGCUGUUGGGAAAGCAAAGAAAGGUCAACUGAAGGAUACCCCAGUUGAUGAACUUUUGCAUGCGUUGUUCAAGGCAACCCUGGAGAAAACAAAGCUGGACCCUUCCAAAAUUGACGAUAUCUGCGUGGCAACUUGCCACCCACCUUCCCCGUUAUAUGUAUCACGGGCUGCAGCCAUUGCGGCGGGGAUACCCUACCAAGUGCCAAUCUCAGUUGUGAACAGGCUUUGCUCUUCGGGGUUAAUGGCGAUUCGCUCCAUUGCCCAUUCCAUUCAAACUGGAGAGGCUUCACUUGGACUGGCAGUUGGCGUGGAGAGCAUGAGCUUAAAUCCUAGGCCCACCCCCGAAGUUGUAGAGGCAGUCUCUGAGCACCCUCAUGCGUAUGAUUGCAUGCAGCCCAUGGGCUGGACUUCAGAAAUGGUCGCUCAGGCGUAUAAUGUGUCGCGCAAAAAGCAAGACGAAUAUGCGUUUAUAUCCCAUAGCAGAGCAAGCAAGGCUGUGUCCAAGGGAAUUUUCGCGGAUGAAAUCAUUCCGAUCGAAUUAAAGGGUCAAGUAGUUUCCGUCGAUGAUACCGUUAGGCCAGGUGUUACCCUCGAAGGACUUGCCAAACUGAAGCCCGCGUUCCCUAACUGGGGAGAAGCGAGCACUACAGCUGGAAAUGCCAGUGGGGUAGGUGAUGGGGCAGGGCUUUGCAUUUUGACUACCCGUGCCAAAGCAGAAGAAGAAGGCAUGGAAAUCGUUGGCAAAUAUAUCACAUCAACGGUGGUUGGUGUGGAACCCCGGUAUAUGGGCAUUUCACCUAUCUUUGCUAUUCCAAAAGUGCUUGAGCAAGUAGGAUUGACCAAGGAAGAUGUCGAUGUUUACGAGAUCAACGAAGCGUUUGCCUCCCAAUUUGCGUACUGCGUAGAGGAAUUAGGCGUACCAAUCAAAAAGAUAAACCCCAAAACAUUUCCGCUGACAAAUGGCCAAGCUGGUGUGCGACAAGUUGUGACUGGACUCGCAGAACUCAAAAGAAGGAACGGAGAUAUUCUUUUGACAAGUAUGUGCGUUGGAAGUGGAAUGGGUGCUGCCGGUAUCUUCGUGAACGAAGCAAAGCAGUAG
Messenger RNA from Psilocybe cubensis, 1248 nucleotides. RefSeq lists its product as uncharacterized. The coding region runs from base 1 to 1248 and encodes 415 amino acids. The transcript has 9 exons. Lineage: Eukaryota; Fungi; Basidiomycota; Agaricomycetes; Agaricales; Agrocybaceae. The record is from RefSeq and is a predicted model, not a curated record. Gene Ontology annotation, cellular component: peroxisome. Gene Ontology annotation, biological process: phenylacetate catabolic process; fatty acid beta-oxidation. Gene Ontology annotation, molecular function: acetyl-CoA C-acyltransferase activity.